Mustela erminea (ermine) is the source of this 3872-nucleotide messenger RNA. It is a transcript of the gene POLG2, whose product is annotated as DNA polymerase gamma 2, accessory subunit. The coding region runs from base 2377 to 3834 and encodes 485 amino acids. Gene Ontology annotation, cellular component: cytoplasm; mitochondrion. Gene Ontology annotation, biological process: mitochondrial DNA replication. The record is from RefSeq and is a predicted model, not a curated record. The transcript is spliced from 8 exons. Lineage: Eukaryota; Metazoa; Chordata; Mammalia; Carnivora; Mustelidae.
UAAGGCUCUCUCUGUCAGUACCUCAUCAGGUGAGUCAUUUAAUAGCCUAAUUGUUAGAAUGGUGAAGUGAGAUUAAAAUAGGGAAAUCCGCUGUAUAGCCAGCCCCACCCUCAAACUGCUUAAGUGUGAGAGCAACAUGGAUGGACUUUAUUCCUUUGCAAAAAUUUUAUCAUUAAAGCUCCAAAUAACUUGCUUUUUCAGAAUAGUUUAUAUUCUUGCUCUUGGCUCUGUUGUAAAUUACCAAAAUGGUGAACAAAGCUAAAAGACUUCACACAUUUUAAGAUCCUUGGCCAAGAGCUAAGUUUGAAUUUGUAUAGAUUGUAGUCUUCAGGCUCUUGGGGCACUUAACUGUAGUUACACUGGGAAUCAUGAAUGUCUUAAUGAUAAUUCAGGGAACUCUAGGGGACUUCAAACUGGAGGGUCUAUUCAUAUUCAAACAAAAUCCUGUCAAAGUUAAUGUUUAACCAAGAGGAAGCACCAUAACCAAAAGCACAGUGACUAUUGUACAAGUCAUCUUUGGUCAACGUGGUUUUUUUUAUUGCUAGAAAGGUCAUGGGAGGAGGGGGUGUUUAGAUUUAACUUUGGCUCACCAACCUUUCUAAUACUUCAUUUCAGUAAUGACUAGAAAUAGGUCUGGAUGUCUUCCCAGAGAGUCUGGUAUAUAUGUUCCUUUUGGUCAGGAGAGGAGAGGUCUUCAUGAGGCUUCAUUUAAAUUCUGAUUAUUAAACUGAGGCUUUAAUUGGUGUCAAUGCCUUAUCUCUAAAAUGUAAAACUAGAAUUUGCUUGGGGUAGGGGAUGGGGAAGUGGUAUUUUUAGGACUAAUACAUUGAAAACUGAUUCAGUCUCUCCAGUGACUUGAACAGUUUUCAAUAGCAUGGUUAGUCAAAUUCAUUAUGACUUUUAACUUAUAAGAAGCUUUUGGGGUAGGUUGGAGUAUUUAUUACAUAUUUUACUGUUUAAUGUCUAACGGCCUUUUAAUUUGUAAACAUUUAUUGAAAUGAUUGUGGGGCUGUGGAAAACAUUUACCUAUUUACCUUUGAAGUAAGUUUUAAGACAGUCCACUUUUUAGCAUGUGUGUUGUGUCCAGCCUGUGGUUGUCUGAACUAAUAAAUGUGAUUUUUCUCCCCAUUCUCGCUUUUAUUUAUUUGUGUAUAGGCCUCUUCCCUGGUGUGUAUUUCCUGAUUGGAAAACACGAUAAUGGAGCCCAGCUUUUAAUAGAGUUUAGAAAGAAUUUUUAAAACAAAAUUGUUCUCUGGCAAAACGGUCUUAAAGGGUUUUUUUGUUUUGGGUUUUUUUUUUUUUUUUUUUUUUUUUUUGUGUUUGUUUUGUUUUACAAACUUCUGCACACGUGCUUGUGUAGCCUGUCCUGCAACAUGUUACACUUAAUAAUAAAUUAACAGUUAAAAUUUAACUGCUAAGCUGUCCUCCAUAAACUGCCUGUUGGUAGUUGAAUGUAUUAGCUUGUAUCUGCAUUAAUUUUUCAAGGUUACCCUAACCACUUUUAAGGGGAGCUAGGAGUAGGAAUCAUGGGCUUUUCCUCUGGGGUGUGCUGUUUUUCACUAAUUGGGCAGUUCUGAGAGUUGAGUGUGAAUGAAAAUUUGUGAGGUCACAAGUGCCUGCCAGCUUAGGUAAUCCUGGAUCUGUCUUAAAACAGGUAACCCAUCUUGUCAUGUAGAAGGGUUUGUCUGUGGUAGGGAAAAUUGCCUUUAUAUUAGAGAUUAUUAACGUGCCUCCAUAUUGACCUGCGCGGGUUGCUUAAAAUCUUUGGGUUCCUUUAUAAAAAUAUUCGGGGGGGGGGCGCGGUGGAAGCACUGCUAUCUGAGAACGCUGUAAAGCCCAUCUGCGUUUGCUGUCACACAGCACCAUCCCCAUUCCUGUAGGUAGGCAACAUGGCGGCAGCGUUUAUGAUGAGGUACAGCUAAGGCCUGGGUCUCUAAACCACCACAAAGGGCUAAGACUAGUGGGAACUGAUUUAUUUUCGCGAACACUUAAAUUUGAAAAGGUGCAUUUAAAUGAUUUGGGCAACGCUUAAGUAUUUUGAUGUGAUUUGCAAAAAAUUGAGAAGCCGAGCUGACUUCCAGUACAGUAUGACCGUGAAAAGAAGGGAAUGACCUUCAAGGGGUGCUAAAAUCCUAAUUAGAGGGGGCCAAACUUGAUGGAGGCCAGAAACGGUACGAGGUCGGCUUUAGCCUUCACAACUGGGCCGGGCCCACGAUGGCUGCAGCCGGAACACGGUGACGCGCUUCCGUGGGUGUGGCCGGCCUCUCGCUCGGUCACUUCCGUCGCGCGUGCGCAGUUGCCUCCCGGGCUCCUGUUAGUGGCGGUUUCCCGGCGUCAACCAGUUAGUGCAAGACCGUUGUUUAACUCCCGCGGGCGAUGCGUUCUGGCGCAGCAGUCAGGGCCUGCCAGAAAGUGUGCAGGUGCCUGUUGUCUGGCUUUGGAGGUCGAGUGGAGGGGGGGCAGCCUGAGCCGUUAAUGGAAGGGAGUAGUUCCUUUGGAGUGCCCGUGAGGUCGCACGCGGAGCUGCCUCGGGGGAGCGAGCCGAUCGAAGCCCCCGAGUCCAGUGAGGGGACCGAGGAGCUGCUAGAGAUCUGUCAGAGAAGGCAUUUCUUCAGUGGCAGCAAGCGGCAGCUUAGCCGACAUUCUCUUCUGAGCGGGUGCCACCCCGGCUUUGGCCCCUUGGGCGUUGAGCUGCGGAAGAACCUGGCAGCAGAAUGGUGGUCCUCGGUGGUGGUGUUCAGGGAGCAGGUCUUCCCGGUAGAUGCCCUCCAUCACGAGCCUGGCCCUACGCUGCCUGGGGACAGUGCCUUCAGGUUAGUUUCAGCAGAAACUCUACGGGAGAUCUUGCAAGACAAAGAGCUGAGUAAGGAACAGCUAGUAGCAUUUCUUGAGAACUUAUUAAAAACUUCUGGGAAACUACGGGAGAACCUUCUUCACGGUGCUUUGGAGCACUAUGUUAAUUGCCUGGAUCUGGUAAACAAGAGACUACCUUUUGGCCUUGCCCAGAUUGGAGUGUGUUUUCAUCCUGUUUCUGAUACUAAGCAGACACUUGAUGGUGUUAAAAGAAUCGGUGAGAAGACUGAGGCUUCACUGGUUUGGUUUACUUCAGCAAGAACCGCAGGCCAGUGGCUUGAUUUCUGGUUACGUCAUCGACUCCUGUGGUGGAGAAAGUUUGCUAUGAGUCCGUCUAACUUCAGCAGCAGUGAUUGUCAGGACCAAGAGGGACGAAAAGGAAACCAACUUUAUUACAGCUUUCCGUGGGGAAAGGAGCCAAUAGAGACCCUAUGGAAUCUAGGAGACCGUGAACUUUUACACACGUGUCCUGGAAAUGAGUCUCAAUUACACGGCCGAGAUGGACGAAAAAAUGUGGUUCCAUAUGUUUUAUCUGUUACUGGAAAUCUGGACCGAGGUGUGCUGGCUUACCUCUACGAUUCUUUCCAGCUCACAGACAACUCCUUUACAAGGAAGAAGAAUCUUCAUAGAAAGGUACUUAAACUUCAUCCUUGUUUAGCCCCUGUUAAGGUUGCUUUGGACGUGGGAAGAGGCCCAACGGUGGAAUUAAGACAGGUCUGUCAAGGGUUAUUUAAUGAAUUACUAGAAAAUGGAAUUUCUGUGUGGCCUGGUUAUAUGGAAACUGUGCAGUCCUCAUUGGAACAACUUUACUCAAAAUAUGAUGAAAUGAGUAUCCUGUUCACAGUUUUGAUUACUGAAGCUACUUUGGAGAAUGGGUUAAUACAUCUGAGAAGUAGAGACACCACAAUGAAGGAAAUGAUGCAUAUAUCCAAAGUAAAAGAUUUUUUGGUCAAGUAUAUAUCAUCAGCUAAGAAUGUGUAGAUUUUAAUAUUUGUGUAAUAAAUAUUCUCCUUUCCUAA